Messenger RNA from Symbiodinium sp. CCMP2592, 2286 nucleotides. NCBI's taxonomy places the organism in Eukaryota, Dinophyceae, Suessiales, Symbiodiniaceae. The record is from the annotation of a GenBank genome assembly.
AUGUGCAAGCUGUCGACGGUGAUUGUCUUUUCAGACGUCGCCGCAGCGUAUUAUCGCACUGAGCGUGCGCUCACCACGCAGCAGCCGAACAGCCAAUUGCCCGCUGUCCCAGAGGCUAGCACGGAACUCGACCUGGAAUUCCAGCUCGCCCAACCGGGCGCCUUGGCCCAGCAGAGGGCAUCGUCUUGGCUCCAAGCUGUCACACAUGAAAUUCAUUCGGGCACAUGGAUGUCACUUGCCCGCGAUGCACAAAUUGUUCAGACCCGGAGGGGCACCCGCCCCGGGUCUGCUUGGGCGGACCUCUCUUUUGCAGUUCUCGCUGAGAGAAUCCUGCGUGUCCGUGACGCUCAGCGCUCGCCCCUUACUGUUGCCUCCGCAGGUAAGGCCGUACCUUGGGACGGCGCCCGACAUUGGGGCGAUCAGGCUGAGCCCCAGCCCGUCCCCCGUGCCACCCGGAUCGAAGAUAUCAUCUGGGCCGAUGACUUUGCGGUUUGUUUAGGCCCUAGUUCUGCCCUGCAUGUGCGCCCUGUGCUGGCAAACGAGACGGGUGCCCUGGUUGAUGCCUUCGGCUCACAUGGGUUCGAGCUUAGCUUCGGCGAGCGCAAGACAGCUGCACUCGUUUCCCUUCGUGGGGCGAAUGCGCAAAAAGUCAAGCGUGACCUGUUCCGAGGCGAUGCCACCGUCCCGGUGCUUUGUGAAGGGAGGGGUAAUGCCACUCUCCCCCUCGUUCCUGCGUAUCGGCACUUAGGUGUCACUAUCGACCCCUCGGGCAAUAUUGCAGUCGAGUUGAAGUUGCGUUGUCAGCAUGCGUGGGUCGCUUUCCGUGAGCAUCGCACAAAGCCUUUCCGCUGCAAGCGCAUCUCGGUUGCCAGACGAGGUGCGCUUCUCGGGACCUUUGUCUUGACCCGCCUGACCUUUGGGGCAGGCGCUUGGCCGCCCCUGCGUGCCUGUGAAUCCCGUGUCUUUUCGAGGACCUUGUUUGCCCUGUAUCGGGCGACUCUCGCUGUUCCGCGUGACAGUGAUCAGCAUCUUUCCACUGUUGAGGUCUGUUCCUUGGUCGGGCAGCCGGAUGCUGAUACAGUCAUCCAUGUUGAGCGUCUUCGAUACCUCCGGCAGUUAGUCGCUGGUGCUCCGGAUCAGCUGUGGGCGCUGGUUCGGUUGGACUUGCCUUACCUGCGUGCCCUCCGGGCAUCUUUGGCCUGGUUGUACUCCUGGGUCUACCGCACUACCGACCUUCCAUGCCCCCUUGCGGACCCGGAGCCGUGGACUUCCCUCAUGGGCCUCGCCCUCUUGCGAGCCUCGGGAUACGCCGUCCUGCGGGCGCUGCUGCGCAGUUUGCAGGCCCUUGAGGGUGCUCCUGUCGCGCCCUCUGCCACCAGCGAAGGGGUCUUUACUGAUGCUUGUCUCAUCUGUGGCCUAGCCUUCACUUCUCGUGCUGCCUGGGCCUGCCAUGCUUCCAAGAAGCACGGUUACCGGCUUGUGACCUCUCAGAUGGCGGGGGCCAAUGAACGGCUUUGCCUGGGUUGCGGCAAGUGUUUUGCCAAGCCAGCUCGGCUGCGCCGGCAUCUCCUGAAUAGUGUUCAGUGCCGGAAGUCCUGGGGCUCCUUCCAGCCAUCCUCGGCGUCUCUCCCCGCCAUGCAUGCCCUGGCACUCCCCGUCUGUGUCCCGGGAGUCCUAUCGGGGGCCCCUGCUGCGACCGAUCCUGCUUCAUUCCACAGGGGGUUGCUGGAAGCCUUGACUGCGCUGGACCGGGUUGACUGUGACACAGCUUGGUGCCUUGUCAAGGACUUCGUUGAGCCUCUGUCUGUUCUGAAGACAACGGUUGGCAUGUGGGCCGCCGGGGCGGGUGCCACACCUGACGUUGUGGAAGCAGCAGCCGACAUCCAGUUGAUGCUCGAUCCCCAACUGUGUUGUGACGAAUUUCGCGCCUCCCGUACCUUGGGGGAGAGCGCGGCUGUCUUCGCAGACCUUGCGUGGCAUCCGCCCUGUCCUUUCCCCUUCGUCCUUUCCGGGGAGGUUGCCGUUUUCCGGCUGGAGGAGCCGCCCCUCCAGGGAUACGUGUAUCCCUUUACACAGAGUCUGCCUUUGGGGGUUGCCACGAGGUUCAUGCGCUGGUUUGAAGUCUGUUGCGAUGUUUUAGGAGCAUUUGCACAGACGUCUGCAGUGCACCCUGUUUGCCUCUGCGCCUCUUGCGCAGCACUGGAAGCGCUCGAACCGGCUCGCGCCUGGCUCCUACGUGCGGGGUUUGUACAGACCGCCGAGGGCCUCCGAUCACCGGCUUCUUGA